AUGGAGACGGGCGAGGGCCGGCCCGGUGUGGCGGCGACGCUGCGGGCGCUGAACGGGGCGCUGGGGCGUCCCGCCGCGCUCUGGGUGAAGGAGAGCGGCGCCCGCAACCUGCGGCACCGGGACUUCCUGGCGCCGCGGGCCGCGCUGAGCGCCGCCUUCCCCGAGGGGCAGGUGCCCGCUGACGUCGUGGCGGGCGUGACGUCAUUGGGAGGCCCGGGGGUGCUGUCGGUGCAGGGCUGCCAGGAGACGCCGGCGGGGCUGGCGGUGCGGGUGCGGCGCCCCGAGGCCUUCCGGAGCCUGCUGGGGCCCCUGCCCGGCCGCCCUUGCGCGGGGGCGCAGGCGGGGUGGGUGGUGCUGCACUGCCCGGCCCUGCACGGCCCCGCCGCCCUGCGGCCCCGCCACCUCCGUCCCCUCCUGCUGGCCGACCACCUGGCCCAGCUGCUGCGAGCCCAGGGGGUCGGCGUCCGCCUGGUCCCUGCCCUCGCCGAGGAGGGGAGCCGGGAGGUCCUGCGGCAGCUCCGCGUCGACUGGCCCUCCGGCUCCGGUGGCUCGGCCCUCCCUGACACCGUCUCAGACUUGAAGCGAGCGCUGGGCCGGUCCCCCUGUGCCACAGCCUGUGAGCAGGGGCCGGGCACAGCCGCGCUGCUGGAGGAUGUCAUCUGUAAAGUCCACCUGAAGAGCUUCGUGGAGCAGCAGGGCUUGGUGGGCUACGACCCCAAUCUAGACGUGCUUCUUGUGACGGAGGGGAAGCUGCGGUCCCUGGCUGAGCUGCAGCAAGCCGUUGUGCAGUGCAUGGCUGGAGGCCAGGGGAGCUGCUGCAGCAUCGUGCAUGUGGUGAGCUGCGAGGAGGAAUUCCAGCAGCAGCAGCUGGAUCUGCUCUGGAGGAUUUUGGAUCCAGGAGCCCACACAGCUUUGCAGAAACACCUCGUCUGUGGGCCAGUGAAGGUGACAAACCCCUCAUCGCCCAUCGGGGCAGACCAGUACUUCCAGCUCCGAAAGCGCCAGAUGUACGAAGCCUCCGUGAUGAAGUACGGGGAGCUUGCGCAAGAUGAAGCCUGGACUGAGGUGAUUGAUACCCUCGCAGUGGCUGCCAUCAGGUUUGAGAUGCUGAGCACUGCUCACCGGAGUCAGAUCACCCUGGACCUGGAGGACAGCAGCAUCUCCACGAAGGGAACCAAGAGCGGUGCCUUCGUGAUGUACAACUGUGCCCGGCUGGCCACGCUCUUUGACACCUACCAGCAGGCUGUGGAGCGGGGCACGUACCCACCUCUGCCACCAGCAUCAGAACUGAACUUCUCCUGCCUCCGGGAGGAGGGCGAAUGGCUCCUGCUUUUCAACUAUCUCCUGCCCUUCCCUGAAGUCCUGCAGCAGGCAGCACAGCUGCCCGCACCCACCAAGGGGAUCCGGAUCACAGCCAACACAGAGACAGUGUGCAAGUUCCUGAUCCAGCUCAGCAUGGAUUUCAGCUCAUACUACAACCGGGUCCACGUCCUGGGGGAGCCGUUCCCUCACCUCUUUGACCAGAUGUUUGCCCGCCUCCGGCUGCUGGGAGCAGUGAGGGACGUGUUCCACAGCGCGCUGGCGACUCUGCACCUCCCUCCUCUCAGCCAGAUCUGAGCCACCACUGAAGAGCCGUGCCAUGGUGUGACAGGCACUAGGACAACAUGCCACAAGGAGAAGGACAGGGCACAUCCUCUGUGGCAGGGCGAGGGGCUGCCCCACCGCCAGGCAGGGAGUCAGGGCAUGCCUCAGCCCCACGCAGGUGCUUCCCCUCCCGCUGCCCGCGCGGUUUGAGGGUUUGGCUACGUGCACCCCGCGGCCGUGGCCAGCGUGGGAGAUGGGUGCGCCUGCCAUGUCCACACCAGCAGAAGGGAGGAUGCCUGUGGCACCCUGUGAGCUGGGCUGGGGAGUACCGGGGACCAGUCACCACAAAGCCAGGCACCAACCUCACUUCCCUCAAAGCCAUCGUUUAUUGAAGGUCGCUCCGUGCUAGCAGGGAGCUCCUGAGGCUCAAGGUUCCUGUCAGGCCCCAGUACCGGGGUCCAAUACACUUGUUGCUGGACAAAUGCUGAGUAUGCCUGACCCCAACAGAGCACCUUGCCUCCCAUGGGGCCGGGGCCACGUGCAGCUUCUUGUCCUUCCUGUGCUUUGAUGGUGCUGGGGCUUGCUGCUGU
Gymnogyps californianus (California condor) is the source of this 2174-nucleotide messenger RNA. RefSeq names its product DALR anticodon binding domain containing 3 (gene DALRD3). Gene Ontology annotation, molecular function: tRNA binding; ATP binding; arginine-tRNA ligase activity. Lineage: Eukaryota; Metazoa; Chordata; Aves; Accipitriformes; Cathartidae. Gene Ontology annotation, biological process: arginyl-tRNA aminoacylation; tRNA C3-cytosine methylation. The record is from RefSeq and is a predicted model, not a curated record.